Messenger RNA from Siniperca chuatsi (mandarin fish), 4496 nucleotides. RefSeq names its product non-SMC condensin II complex, subunit D3 (gene ncapd3). Gene Ontology annotation, cellular component: condensed chromosome, centromeric region; condensin complex. Gene Ontology annotation, molecular function: histone binding. The transcript is spliced from 35 exons. Gene Ontology annotation, biological process: mitotic chromosome condensation; meiotic chromosome condensation. NCBI's taxonomy places the organism in Eukaryota, Metazoa, Chordata, Actinopteri, Centrarchiformes, Sinipercidae. The record is from RefSeq and is a predicted model, not a curated record. Bases 109 to 4335 code for a protein of 1408 amino acids.
GGUAAUGAAAACUGAAAGAGAAAAGGAGAGAAGUUAGCGAAGAAUUCUUUCUCUGCGCAAGCGUAAAAGUCUGUUGUUUCGCGCGGGCUGAUUCAAAAUAUAAACAAGAUGGAUUUGAUAUCUGCGCUGCAGUUUCUGAAGUUAAAUGAAAUUCCAGAAGCCUGGGUGGACGCAGUGUGGGACUUAGAGUUCACAGAGAGAAAACCACUGGAUGACACCACAGAGGAAAAACUCACAGUCAGUGGAGACAAGGCCUUCAGAACCCUGUACCAGUGUUUACUCGCCCAUGCUGCUGACCAACAACAGUUUGCAGGCAGAGAUGGAGCUUCACAGAGUAUCUGGGCGACUCUCGGGGAGAGCGGGGUGUCGGUCAAGUCUCUGGUGGCCGUGCUGUCCUUCUUUGUCCUGGCAGGAAAAGCCAAAGCGGCCAACGUCCAGCAGAGAGUGAGCAGUCUGCACGCUGCCUCACUCUACCUGCUGCUGCUGGGAAUCCCAGGGAGCAUCGCCAACAAGGUUUUCCACGAGGUUUUGUUGGACACGUGUUCAGACUUGACCUCCCACUGCUGGCCUCAGGACUCUGGAAAGAAGCGCAAGAAGGAUGGCCUGAAGAGUUCUCAGGCAGAGGGCAAACGCUCCAAACCACAGCGGAAAGACACUCCAGAGAUGGAAGUGGAUGAGGCAGAAGAAGAGGAGGAAGAAGAGGAGCUUCAUUUCUCUGGCCAGGACUUGAUGAAGAUCAGAGAUGCUGUGGUUCUCUUGGUUCAAAGCCUCCUCAGACUCCUGCAGACAUUUCCACUCAAAGACAGACCACAGAGCGCUGGCACCUGCACGCAGAUCUUCAGUAAGCUGCUUUACUUUGAGCCGGUCAUUGGAGAGCUAACCUUUGCUGCUGUACAAGAUAUCGCCAAGCUGAGGAGUGUUCCUGAGAUGGCUUUUUACGGCCUGCAGCUGCUCUGCUCGCCAAAACACGGAGACCAGAAAGAAUCCCUGCGGAGGGUUUUCCAUCGGCUACUCUACGUGAUCCUGAUGAUGAAUAAAGGCAACCGAGGGAAGCCCUCCCUCCUCGUACUCAGCCAGGCCAUCAUCGCCACCCGUGACCGGGCCAUCCAUUUUGUUUGUCAUCUUGUGGAUGAGCUGAAGGAGAUGGUGCUGCCUUUCCUGCAAAUCCUCCUGCAGCAUAUCUGCUUCCAGAUGGUGGAGAAGAGCGAGUUUCGAAGCCAUGGAGCCCAGGCUGUGGGUAUGUUGACGUCUCAGAUGACAAGUAUAGACUACGCCUGCUUCAUCAAGUGGCUAUUUAACUUUUCCAGACACACAAAGAUGGUGUGCCGGCUGUUCUCCGUGGACGUGGUGAUGGUUUUACUGGAGCAGCCAGAGAGAAGGCCAGAGGAGUGUCCGGACCCUGAGCUUGCCUGCUUCCUGCCCCACAAGUUUCUGAUCCAGAACCUGCUGUUCGCGCGGCGGAUGGACGACUCCCCCACCGUCCAAGGCCAUGCCCUCGCCUGCCUGGCCCAGUGUCUGGAGCUGCCUUCUCUCAACGUCACCCGGGCCGUCCACAACCUCUUCUCUGCCACUGGAACCCAGACAGUGUUGGAAGGGGAAAUCACAGAAGGAAAUCUCAGUUCCCAGCAGACUCAGAAAACCUACCGCACUCUGCCGUUCAGGACUGUGGAGAUCAGCAGCACUAACAGCUCCAGCUGUGAUGGAAAAGAGAACCUGGCUCUUCUCCUGCGGCGUGUAAAAGACUUGAAGACUAACGUGAGGAAAUCAGCACUGCAGGCCCUGGUUGGUCUCCUGAAACACGACGUGAUCCCCAUGAGCUGGGAGAACCUGGCUACCCUGUCGGAGCGCUGCAGAGACCCAGCUGUGUCUGUGAAGAAGAAGGCCCUGCAGUGUGUGGGAGAGCUGCUCGCUGCUAAACCAGAGUGUAGUGUGGUGCAGAAGGCAUGGCUGCAGGGUGUGGUGCCGGCUGUGGUGGACUCUGAGAACUCCGUGCAGGACAAGGCCCUGGAGGCUCUGGACCAGGUGCUGCUCAGCCAGGUCAAACCAUACUAUGCCAACUGCCACCUGGAUGCCAGUCAGAGGCUGACCUGGGGCCUGCUGGGCCUGCUCUGUCACGAGUGCCAGAACCUUAGCCGAUAUUUCAGCAGGGCCUUCACCAUCUGGUCCAAACAGAACAAGUUCACACCGACGUUCAUCACCAACCUGAUCUCACACACUGAGGCAGAUCAUGCCGCCGGGGCUUGGCUGCUGCUCUCCAAGGUUGUCGCUUCGUCUCCCAGACUGCCCUAUGGCAAGAUCCUGGAUGCCUGGGACAGCAUGGUCAGUUCAAAGGAUGUAACUGUGACAACCUGCUGUCACAUCCUGUGUGUGAUGGGAGACAUCGCUGCACAUUUGAAUGAAGAUACCAAGGACAGGAUCGUUAAUGAUCUGAUGUCUUGGUUGAAGACUUUUACUUUGUCUCUGGAGGUGAUCUGUGCUGCUGUGGAGACUCUGUAUCAGCUCGGCCGCAGUGAAGAUGUCAAACAGACUCAGGCUUUUCUGAACCAGCAUUGCGGAGAGUUGGUGUCUGUCUGCGAGGCUUAUUUAGCUGGCAUCAUCCUGAGUGAAAAGGGAGCCCAGAACCUCAAUGAGGAGCUCAUGGUAAAACACUUACACACUCUGGGUGUGGUUUCACUCCACUGUCCUGCCAAGGUUGGCAAAAGGACGGUGCUGCUGGUGGAAUCUGUCCUCACAACACAUGCUGACAAACUGGCAGUGUGCCAGGAGGAGCUGCCAGCCUCGCUGCCUCUGUCCCAGUUUAAAGCAAACUCUCUGCCUACCAGAGUUAGAGCGCACGGAGUCAUCACGUUAGGUAAACUGUGUCUGCAGCAUGAGGAACUAGUCCAGAAGUACCUGCCAGUGUUUGCCAGGGAGCUGGAGGUCGGCACGGAGGUUGCUGUGCGCAACAACGUGGUGGUGAUUAUGUGUGAUCUGUGUGUUCGAUACACCAACAUCGUGGAUCACUACAUCCCCAACAUCUCCGUCUGUCUGCGAGACAAUGAAGCUGUCAUCAGGGAGCAAACUCUCAUCAUGCUGACCAACCUGCUCCAGGAGGAAUUUGUGAAAUGGAAAGGCUCCCUCUUCUUUCGCUUCAUGGUGGCACUCGUCGACCCAGUCCCUGCCAUCAGCAGUCUGUGUGAAUACUGUCUGCUUCACCUGCUGCUGAAGAAGAACCCAGAAAUGUUCAGCCAGCACUUCAUCGAAUGCAUCUUCCACUUCAACUGCUACAGCAAACACAAGUCCUACAACAAGUUCCCUCAAAGUGAGAGAGAAAGGGUUCGGUUCUCUCUGAAAGGAGCUCAGCACCGUGAGAAGCGUUUUCGGAUCUACCGCUUUCUGUUGGAACAUUUCACAGACGCACAGCGCUUCAACAUCACCAACAAGAUCAACCAGGCCAUCUUAGCAUGCUUUGCAGACGAGGAGCUGCCCCUGGAUGGAGAUGGUGCUCAGAUUUUGUCAGAGACUUUCAAUAUCUUGAGUCUGAAGGAGAUGAAGCUGCAUGCCAUAUCUACUCCAGCAGGAGGUGCUGCAGGGGAGGAACCAGAAGAGGAGAACAUGGCAAUGGCUAAGGCUGUCCUGCAGGCCGCACAGAAGAAGGUGGUGUCACAGGUCCAGAAGAAGGCCUUCAUAGAGAACACAGUUCCUCUCAUCAUCAGCCUGAAGAGCCUGCUGGAGCAAAAACGCUCUCCUGUCCUCAGAGACCUCAUGGCCUACCUCCAGGUGACAAUGCAGGACUACCGUAACGAAGUGAAGGAGUUUUUCUCUGGUGACGAGCAGCUGGCAGCUGAGGUGGAGUUUGCACUGAGGUCUGCUGAAAAGGAGAGAGAGAUCGAGGACCAGAUGGACAACUGCAGCUUGACAGGAGACGCCAGGACUCCCACUGCACAGCAUUCAGUCCAGGGCUCUCCCGUCAGGUCCAGGCCCCUCCUCCCGUUUAGCUUUGCCACACCACAGCCGCCACGUCCAAACCCCCUGUCUGCCAGGCUGGCACACACUGACAGGCGUGUGCACAGAUCCAGGCAAGAGGAAGAUGUCCAGUCUAAGUCAUUCGCUCUGGAAGGAACAGUGAUGCCUAAAGGAGCUGUGAAUGACAGAGCUAUCAGCACACCAAAAGGUGUCAACGUCAACUUAACUUUUGAAGAAGGAGUCAGCGCAAUCUUCAGUGACCGAGGAACAAGUCUUGGUGGGGAGACCAGUGUUCUUCAUGUGCGGUCAAAUAAGCAGCAAGCUCCCGGACUGAGGCAGUGGAACGUGCAGUCUCCUCUCCGCCAGAAGAUAAACUCAUCUAAAGUUUAAUUUCUUUGUUUCUGUUUUUUGUCUUUCCUACAACUACUUCUUAUGUCUUCAUUUCCAUCUACAUGCUGUUGGUUAAUGUUCCCUCAUCUUUAUCUUUGACAUGUUUGUGUCACUGUUUGUCUUUUAUCUUUUUGGUAUUAAAGGUGACCCUGACUUCAGAA